Cannabis sativa is the source of this 606-nucleotide messenger RNA. RefSeq lists its product as uncharacterized. The transcript is spliced from 2 exons. The coding region runs from base 1 to 606 and encodes 201 amino acids. The record is from RefSeq and is a predicted model, not a curated record. NCBI's taxonomy places the organism in Eukaryota, Viridiplantae, Streptophyta, Magnoliopsida, Rosales, Cannabaceae. Gene Ontology annotation, biological process: DNA integration. Gene Ontology annotation, molecular function: nucleic acid binding.
AUGGCGGCACUCAACAGAUUCAUUUCGAAGUCAAUUGAUAAGUGUGUACUGUUCUUCAACAUAUUGCGAGGCAACAAACAGUUCAAGUGGACAAAAGAGUGCGAAGAGGAGCCUCCAGUUUUGGCGAAGCCAAUAACUGGAGAGACAUUAUUUCUUUAUUUAGCCAUCUUGGAAGAUGCAAUUAGUGCAGCUAUAGUGCGAGAAGAGGGUAAGCACCAACAACCUAUUUACUACGUAAGUAAAAGGUUACUAGGGGCAGAAUCCAGGUUUGGAAUUCCCAUAAAGAUAGUAUCAGAUAAUGGAACUCAAUUUGAUGGCGACUUGUUCAUUGAAUUCUGCGAGAGGAAUAAAAUUGUCAAAAGCUUCUCGUCAAAAUCCAGGCCUCAGGCAAUUGGACAAGUAGAAGCCAUUAAUAAAACCCUAAAGGAUACUAUCAAGAAGAAGUUAGACAGUGCCAAAGGCAGAUGGGUUGACGAGCCACCUCAGGUGCUCUGGGCCCACAUAACUACCAAGAAAAUAGCCACGGGACACACUCCUUUCUCGCUAGCAUUUGGCUCGGAAGAAAUGCUGCCUGUUGAAGUGAAUAUAUCGACUCACAGAAGAUAG